This is a messenger RNA of Neohortaea acidophila, 2542 nucleotides long. RefSeq lists its product as uncharacterized. Gene Ontology annotation, biological process: regulation of DNA-templated transcription. The transcript has a single exon. The record is from RefSeq and is a predicted model, not a curated record. Gene Ontology annotation, molecular function: DNA-binding transcription factor activity, RNA polymerase II-specific; zinc ion binding. Bases 437 to 2311 code for a protein of 624 amino acids. Lineage: Eukaryota; Fungi; Ascomycota; Dothideomycetes; Mycosphaerellales; Teratosphaeriaceae.
GGCAACUACUUCGCGCUGAUCGGUGACUGCAUGCAUGCGGCUGAUAGGCAGGUCUCCACGCCGUCCAGAACGGUCGCGUUCUGCGCCGUGUGCCGCGAUCAGUUCACCGCUCGUGCCGCGGCCGACUAAUCCAUCGCAACCGAGGAGCGUUCUGGAAGGUCGAGUCAUCUUUGAGUAGGCUAGGCUGGUAGUGAGGGUAUGUGAUGUCGUGAGAACUCUGAGUCGCGCGUGGACUGGCUGUUCCGCCAGCCCGCAAUAAUGCCUGCGCCCCGGAGCCCGUUACGUCUUAAACUGGAAUGCUGAUAUAUAACGCCGCAAUGACUGCUCUCGGCUCCGGCUCAGCGCACCCUGCUCUGGCGCCACAACUGUAUGCAGUCAGCGCCCCCCUGCAGCCUUGCAUACCCUCAAUCAGCCACACUACCAAUCCUUCUCUGCGAUGGACAGGGAUGCACGUCGUCAAGGCCGCUCAUACAUCCGCUGCCAUACCUGCCGCGUUCGAAGAGUCAAGUGCGACGGAGCCCGGCCUGCUUGUAACAACUGUGUCAGCACGCAUCGCGUGUGUGGCGGCUAUUCCACCUGGGACGUCUCACUCGAACCUCUCAACACAGAAACACCUCGACUGAACGUUGCCCAACGCCCUGCGGCUAUCGUUCCCGACCCGGGCUCAUCAUCCACAUCGACCACGCCGCCCCUCCUUCAAACAGAAAGCAUAAGCGACGAGGCCCGUCUCGCAUUCGACUACUUCCGACAUUACGCAUGCGCCCGAUACCUCGCGACGGGCUAUCCAAUCCUGUGGGCCACUUGUUCCAUGUUCGUCGCUCUUCAGGAGCCUGCUGUAUUCUACGCAGUCGUUGCAGCCGGUUUUGCACAACAAUCGGUGGAAGAUACACUACACACCACGCUUGCUCGACCCAUCGACGAAACCAGGAAGGCAUCGGCGCUUCGGUGGUACUCAAAAGCGAUCUCUUGUCUCAACGAGGCGAUGGGCGACGCAAUGGGCCGCCGCGGGUCGCUCGAGCCCAUCAUCUUGAGUUGCUUGAAUUUUGUGGUCUUUGAAGUGACCAUGGGAAAUCAUGUGAGCGCCAUGCGCCACGCUCGAGUUGGAAGGAACAUCUUGGACGAGCGGCUGCGUCAGCAGCAAAGUGGUUCCGCCACAUCGACGUCGUCGUCUGGUGUGAGUUCUCCGAGUCCUGGUGCAAUUUCGCGUGAAAGUGCUCCAGGAGGAGCGGACGACCGACCAAGCCGCUCCGUCGCCCCUGCUGGCCUUGGGGUCCCGUUGGAUUCACUAGCCGAGUUGAGAGCCUCUCUCGAGACUCUUACCGAUGCGGGCCAGAUGCUUCGUGAACAGCUGAUCGUCGCUGCCCAGGCGUCCGUCCAGCAGACACAUCCGACUCUGGACGCCACCAGUCAAUUCUGCCUGUCGCAUACCCGGAGUCGAACAAUGAGCAUCGCCACUGCACUCCAGACGAGAUUGCACGAGACUCUCAGUGCCUUCUCGGCCUGGGGAAACAGAUUCAUGAGCGUUUUCCGCAACAGCCACCCCAUCUCACGAGAACUGCUCUUCCUGCAAAUUCGCUUCUUCUACGCCAGCUCUACCAUGGUGAUGUGCAGGGCGGGCAGCGAGAAAGUCGCCGACUCUUUGGUGGACGAAUUCGUGCGCGCACUGGAGAGCGCGGAGAGGCUGCUCCGGACCGAGUUCGGCUGGCGGCAGCAGUCUGCAGCCGAAGCGACUGAGGAGCCGGUGGUGGUGGAGCUCAUGGAGAAAUUGACUCUGGCCGACCGAGCGUGUUCCGCGGCCAUGCACCAAGAGUCGCCCUACAUCGUCCCCGACGAAUCCUCCGUCCCUCCGGACAACGCACGACCCAUUGGCGUUUUUGGAUUUGGCAUUCUUCAUGCACUGUUCACUAUCGCGUGCAGGUGUCGAGCAUCGAGGCCGCGACGUAAAGCGACGCAGCUACUCUUGAAUGCCAGGAGAAUAGAAGCGGUAAACUCCAGCGGCACCUUGUCGAUGUAUGCAGAGGCCAUCAUUCAUCUAGAAGAGCUGCAGACGAGGCUGGUGAUCGGUCGGGCUUUUGGCGCCACCGAAUUCUAUGCCGAUGAGGUGCCAGAACAAGCCCGCUUCCUCGACGUUGUUGCGCGACCAGACCCAGAGAGGAGCGCGUACUUCCUGUUGACGUGCACGAGGCGAACAAGCCCAGAAGCUGGGGAAAUCGAGCUUCUUCAGUACGAGUGCAGCAACGACGGUGGGGAGCGCCGCCUUGUUCGAAGCGAAACCGUCCACAAUGGGACACAGGACAGCACAGCAAGCUAAUGAAAUCAGUUAAUUGCGGAAAGCAUCCACUUACCUCACUAGCAAAGUGCGAGGUCUAGAUAUGUACGGUCGCGAUGAGGUGCUAUACGAUAUGUCAAUGCUCGCUCUAAUGGCAGAUUGAGGUCAAUUCAGACGGCAGCUGAUGGCUGAGUGAUAAUGUAGAUUAGACGAAUUGAUGAAUGUAAACGAAUUUCGAAAGCCGUCAGACUGUAGAACCCUUUUGUCACUGCA